Malania oleifera is the source of this 1779-nucleotide messenger RNA. Its product is annotated as mitochondrial arginine transporter BAC1. Gene Ontology annotation, biological process: mitochondrial L-ornithine transmembrane transport. NCBI's taxonomy places the organism in Eukaryota, Viridiplantae, Streptophyta, Magnoliopsida, Santalales, Ximeniaceae. Gene Ontology annotation, molecular function: L-ornithine transmembrane transporter activity. The transcript is spliced from 8 exons. The record is from RefSeq and is a predicted model, not a curated record. The coding region runs from base 231 to 1142 and encodes 303 amino acids.
GAAAUUGAAAAAGCAACCCCUCUGCGUGACUGCGUCCAAUCCCACUCACAUGCUUAAUAGCGGCCCCCAUUGUGUUCCCCACUUCCCGCAGACGGGUGCUUUGGGAGAUACGAUAGCAGGGGCAUGUGAUUCUUCGGAGGGAGUAGAUGGAGGCGAAGGUCCCUGGAAUCGCCUCCAUUUGAGUGUCGCUGAGAAUUAGAGAAGGUUCAGAGAGUGUGUGAGAGAGGGAGAUGGGCGAUACUUCCGGGUAUAAAAAUUACGUGGCGGGUUUGAUGGCGGGCCUGGCCACCGUGAUUACGGGUCAUCCCUUCGAUACUGUCAAGGUAAAGCUGCAAAAGCACAACACUGAAGCACAUGGAAUCAAGUACAGGAAUGGAUUGCAUUGCACUGCAAGGAUUUUGAAAACUGAAGGAGUGAGAGGACUUUAUCAAGGCGCAACAUCUUCUUUUGUUGGAAUGGCUUUUGAAAGUUCACUUCUUUUUGGCAUUUAUUCCCAAACAAAACAAUCACUGCAGGGAGGGCUGGAAAGUAGUACACCACAGCUCCAAGUAAUUAUUCCUUCAGCAGCUUAUGGGGGAGCUGUCAUUAGUUUUAUAUUGGGUCCAUCAGAAUUAGUGAAGUGUAGGAUGCAAGUCCAAGGAACUGACUCCUUGGUUCCAAAGUCCAAUAGAUACAGUGGUCCUCUUAAUUGUGCCUUCACAACCGUGAAAACUGAAGGGGUCACAGGCAUUUUUCGUGGAGGUUUGACAACCUUGUUAAGAGAAUCUUUUGGAAAUGCUGUCUUCUUUAGUGUUUAUGAGUAUGCCCGGCAUUACAUGCAUUUACAACUGAAAACUGCUUCUUCUGGAUACAGCAACUUGAUUGAUGCAGGAAUUGGGAUUAUGAGUGGCGGUAUUGCUGGGGUUGCUUUCUGGUCUACUGUUCUGCCUUUGGAUGUGGCAAAAACCAUAAUCCAGACUGCUCCAGAUAAAAGUUCUACUAGAAAUCCUUUUCUAGUUUUGAAUUUGAUUUACAGGAGGGCUGGACUUAGAGGAUGCUAUGCGGGCUUGGGUCCCACAGUUGUGAGGGCAUUUCCUGCAAAUGCAGCUGCAAUCGUCACGUGGGAGCUCGCUGUAAAACUUUUAGGGAUCAAGCGAGAUUAAAGGUGUGCCCAUGUGUUUAUGAUUCGGGGUUGAAGUCCAUUUCUCCACAUUUCUUAUGGUGUACAUCUGUUGGCAUCUUGUGCGACAUUUUAUGCACAAUUCUUCGGACGAAGUAUGAGGGCUAUAAUGAAGCUUAAAAUGAUUUCGCUCGGGAGAGGUUCUCUACUUUUCUUGGUCAUGCCAUGUGAGUUAUGACCAUGGCAAAUUAUAAUGUAGGAUUUUUGGCUAUUUAUGCCAUUUUCUCCAUUUUACAUUUUCUUGAAGCGCUCAAUGCUGCAGAUAUUGAAGUUUCAUUUUGGAACAAGAUCUGUUCAGGUGAGUCAGCUUAGAUAUGCAUCAAUUUUAGUCUCCAGUGAAGCUGCUCAGAAUAUCUGAGCACCUUUUUGGUCGAGAUGUCUGUUUUGAAGGGAUGGCAUUGGGCUCUCCCUUUGGUGUGCGGCAGUACGUGGUCGAUGCAUGGGAGCGAAAAGCAGAAGCUUCAUAGAGUUGGCUAUUGAGAGGCCGCAAGGUAGCUCAAAAAUUAAAUGAUGUUUGCUUUUUGGGACUGAACAUCAAUGCUGGUUAAAUUUUAUGUAUUAAAUGCUUACAAUUAUAAGCAUUUAAUUUAUAUAAUUAUCUCAAAAUUUCUUUAUCACCA